UGACAGAGCGGAGGACCUCCAGGUGCGCGUGAAAGGAAGACGAAACGACGAUAAAGAGAAAAGUGCCAGAGUAUUUGAAUGCCUCUUCAUUUUCGUUUAUUGUAUGCACCUGCACACAAACUACAUAAAUAAGUUACAUCACUCGAUUUAUGUAUUACUGACUGACGAGAAGCACUGAAUUCCAUCAUACCCGACUGCGAGAUGGCAAACGGUCGAGACCUUAAACUCAUCAAGGAUUUCAGAUUCGACGAAGAAAAUGUUUCAACCGUGACCUCGAUUGAACAGAUCAAUGUCGAAGACAAUUGUGAAGAGUUGUUGUAUCAAACUGGAUUGGCUUCUGAAAUAGAACCAGACUUGCCAGUGCUGAACAGAAAGCAGCAUUUAGAAUUUUUGAACUCGUCCCUUAAGUAUCUUCCCAAAGGAUAUGAGGUCCUAGAUUCCAGUCAGCCUUGGCUGUGUUACUGGAUUCUACACUCAUUAAGCCUGCUGGAAAAUCCGCCAAAUGCAGAAGUUUCUUCAGCUUUAGUUGCGCGUUUAGCUAGAUGUCAGACAGAAAGUGGUGGCUUCGGAGGGGGUCCUGGACAAAGCGCUCACCUUGCCCCAACGUACGCAGCAGUAAAUGCUCUUUGUACUUUGGGGACAGUAGAAGCGAUGGCUCUGAUAGACAGAGAGAAGCUGCAAAAGUUCCUGUACUCGUUAAAGAACGCCGACAGCUCUUUCUCGAUGCAUCAUGGAAGUGAGGCCGACAUUCGAGGAGUUUAUUGUGCCCUGUCCAUUGCAAGACUGACCAAUAUUUACACUGAAGAGUUAUUCUCUGGAUCUGCCGAGUGGAUCGUGCGGUGUCAGACGUACGAAGGCGGAUUCGCAGGUGUUCCUGGCAUGGAGGCCCACGGAGGAUAUGCUUUUUGUGGACUAGCUGCGUUAUUUUUAAUGGGACAAGAGGAUCUCAUCGACUUCCCAGCUUUCUUGCGGUGGGCUGUUUCACGUCAAAUGAAGCUCGAGGGUGGCUUCCAAGGCCGCACGAACAAACUUGUAGACGGUUGCUAUUCUUUUUGGCAAGGAGGCGCCUUCCCGUUAAUAAAUCUAAUCCUUAAGACAAAAGAGGGUAUGCCAAUGCCGUUAAGUCUGCUGUUCAACCAAGAGGCCUUACAAGAGUACUUGCUAAUAUGCUGCCAGCACCCCCGAGGGGGCAUCAUUGACAAGCCAGGAAAAUCUCAAGAUUUGUAUCACACUUGUUAUGGUUUAAGCGGCAUCUCAGUUGCUCAAUUUGGGUUUGACCCUAGCCACCCAACCGUGAUAGGACCUCCGGAAAACAAAUUGGUCCCUUGCCAUCCCCUGUACAACAUAACCAGCGAGUCAGCUGAGAAAGCAACCACCUACUUCCAAUCACUUCCAUGUCCCUGCCCAGGCCGCCUCAUUUGAAGCUCUUUGUUUUCUUGCCUUCAAACAACUUGUUUCACAUUAAAUAAAUAUAAGAUAUUUAUUAGAAGGGAG
Cloeon dipterum is the source of this 1494-nucleotide messenger RNA. It is a transcript of the gene Fntb, whose product is annotated as Farnesyl transferase beta subunit. The transcript is spliced from 10 exons. NCBI's taxonomy places the organism in Eukaryota, Metazoa, Arthropoda, Insecta, Ephemeroptera, Baetidae. The record is from RefSeq and is a predicted model, not a curated record. Gene Ontology annotation, biological process: protein farnesylation. Gene Ontology annotation, molecular function: protein farnesyltransferase activity. Gene Ontology annotation, cellular component: protein farnesyltransferase complex. The coding region runs from base 202 to 1422 and encodes 406 amino acids.